AUGGACAUCGAUGUUACUCAAGAUUCAGACCUGAUUUUUGAUGGGAUCAACAUUGUCAAAACAAAUUACCCCCUGAAGGUAUUGGCCACCUUUCCUACAGUUGAGAUUGAGAGCCAAGAUACAUCGUGGUUUCACAAGCUGUGGGAGGUGAGCUUACGCACUUUGAAGAAUUGUAUGCACGACUGCUACGAGGACUGCCCAUUCUACGAGCAGCUUCAGUACGCCAUGGAUACAAGAAGCUCAGCACUCUUCACAUAUGUUAUCUCCCGAGAUGAUCGGAUGGCACGCCAAGCAAUCUUACAAUUCUACAACUCUUUUCAACCAAAGACAGGGCUGACAGCAAGUCGAGCUCCCUGUCACCAUCCCCAGAUCAUUUCUCAUUUCUCUCUUUUCUGUAUAUGUAUGAUUACAGACCAUUACGAGCAGUUCGGUAAUGGAGAAUUUGUAGCUGGCUUGUUCCCCAUCGUUGAUGCCAUUCUGUACACCUUUGGUAAUCGUCUUGACAAAGAGACCGGACUCCUUCGCGUUUCCCAGUUAGCUGGCGACUGGGAGUUUGUUGACUGGAGUGAUUCAUAUAAGCUAUUUGGAGUUCCAUCAGCCGCAAAGGAUACUGGCUUCCUGACCUAUACGAAUCAGUUGUUCGCAUACACUUUACAAAGGCUCAGUUCGCUCGAGUCGUGCCUGGGCAAGCGACCACGCGCAGAUGAACACAGCCAUCAAGCCGAGUUGAUCAUCCAAGCUGUUAGAAACCACUGCUUCGACGGUGCCUAUCUCACGGAUGGUCUCGCUACAAUGGCUACAGACAACCAUUAUAGUGAGUAUUGUCAAAUUUGGGCAGUUCUCUGUGGCGCAAUAACUGGCAAUGAAGCCUUUGAGCUUCUGAAUCGCUCUGUUUCUUUUCAAGCCAAAGCGGAAGAGAAGCGUGCGCACAAGUUCACAGAGGCAUCUAUAGCUAUGGCUUUUUAUAGUCUGAGGGCGUUAUCCAAGGUUGGUGAUGAGGCAUACGAAGCCCAAUUCCUCAGUUUUUGGGUACCCUGGCGAAAGCAGCUUGAACUCAACCUGACAACUUGGGUGGAAGACUACAUCACGCAAAGAUCGGAUUGUCACGCAUGGGGCAGUAUUCCUCUAUAUGAGUUCGCCGCCGAGGUGGCGGGACUCAAGCUCGCCAUGAUCAACGGCGAGAGGGUACUUCUCUUCAAGCCACGAGUGAGCCUCUUCAUGGCUUUCAAGGCCGAUAUUCCAGUGAGUGGUAACUGGCAACAGCCAAUACUGGCUCGCGUUUCCUGGCAGAAGGAUCAGAAUAAUGAGGCUGUUCUGACUUUGUCAUGGGACAGUGAUGGCGAAGGGAUCCAGAAAGAAAAGCAGCUACCUAUCCAUAUAAUCUUACCUAAUAGGCACGAAGAGGUUAUGGAAAUAUUCAGUAAUAAGAAAUGGAAGCUGAGCUUGGGCUCGAGGAGCAAGACAACAUCAGACCUUGAUAUAUAG
Fusarium subglutinans is the source of this 1485-nucleotide messenger RNA. RefSeq names its product Bacterial alpha-L-rhamnosidase. Bases 1 to 1485 code for a protein of 494 amino acids. Gene Ontology annotation, biological process: carbohydrate metabolic process. The record is from RefSeq and is a predicted model, not a curated record. The transcript has a single exon. Lineage: Eukaryota; Fungi; Ascomycota; Sordariomycetes; Hypocreales; Nectriaceae.